GAGACAUAACAAUAGCAUUCCGCGUCGGACGGACAAGCCAAAUGAAUCCAGUUUACUUGUUAUACCCCAGUCAUUCGCUUGUGUGUUUUGUCAGUCAUGUACCAAUUUUUUCGGUAGUGAUGUAAAACAAAAGAGUAUAUUUCGUGUGUGUUUGAAAACAGUACGACGAGGUGACUAAUAAAGAUGUGUUAAGUGGAUUCUGUUAUUUUAGUGGAUUUUUCCAGUUAAAGCGGUAAGAAUAAAGAACAAGAUGGGGUUGAAAUUGCUGAUACACCUGAUUGUUGGGAUCGUCGUGCCAAUUCUAGCGGAAAUCGAAAUGGAAUUCACGAAAUAUCCAGAAUCAGUGACAGCACCAGUCGGCGAUGAAGUCACGUUCGAGUGUGCUGUAAGAGUACCUGGGGAACGCUUGGCCUGGAGGUGGCGGCCUGACAAUGGUUUAUGGACAGAUUGGAAUAAUGUUUCUGGGACCAAUGACAAAGACAGCGUCUCUACACGUCUCGUCGUUCAGAUUAAAGAGGACACGCCUACUGCUUUGUAUCAAUGCAUUGUGUGGUAUGGAUCAAUCAUUUUAGUGUCAAUUCCUGCACGACUUUCAAUCGCAAAGAUUGAUCUUCAUAAGAAUACUCAAGAGAGGCGAGUUAUAACUGCUCCACUCCACAACACUGUAGUGUUACAUUGCAAGGAACCACUCUCUGAGCCUCCAGCUAGGUUGAGCUGGUGGAAGGAAACGUCUGCGGGUGCCAGAAAAUCAAUAGAAACUCCUAAUGGCGUUCUUGUUAUAAAUAACGCUACAAUAGAAGAUAGUGGUACAUAUGGCUGCAUGGCUACCAAUGAUAUCAGUGAUCAAACCGUUGAUUUACCUGAGAGGACUUACCUGAAAGUUCAACAUGAAGGGCACGACGGACUUAGAUUUCUCGAAUCAGCUGAAUAUGUAGGGACAGUGGACAAAGAGGGUGUGCUCACUGUACCAGUUGCACCAGAGGAUACGUUGAGAUUAUGGUGCGGACUCGUGGGAACACCACCACCACGGAUCGAGUGGAGUAAAGGCACUGAUAUUAUACCUGGAAAUUCACACAGUCUUGUCGUGGAACAGUUUAGUAAUGAGCACGAGGGCAUCUACUCCUGCUCGGCGAACGGUAUUCGCCGGCUAUGGAAAGUCAUAGCUCUUCAACCUCCGCACUGGGAGGGUUCCGCUGGCAGCGCUAAUGCUAGUGAGGGUUCUGAAGCGCGUAUCACAUGCGGAAUCCCGCACGGACAACCAGCGCCCAUUAUUCAUUGGGUCCUAAACGCUGAGCUGAUUAAAACUGGAAAAGACAUUAAAGCCACAGACUCUGAGCUAGUGAUCCAACGUGUGGAGAAGCGUCACGCGGGUAUCGUGCAGUGCUUCGCGUGCAACGCGCUUGGCUGUGCGUACGACGCCGCGCUGCUCACCGUCGUGCCCGUGCAGAUCUCUGACCAGGAUUAUUCAGCGGAGACCCCGAAGACGAUGCACAUAUCUUCACAGCCUCCAAAGAGACAUAAUAGGAAAAAUUCAAGAAAACAUAAAGCGGUUUUGAUUCCACCUUCUCGACCGAACGUAACCCGCCUGUCGGAUGAAAGUGUAAUGGUAUCUUGGUCUCAUGACAAUCACGGCCUUCCUAUACAGUUCUACAAAGUCCAGUACAGAGAAGUGACGAAUUCUUCAAACAUCCAGUGGCACACCGAAAAUAAUGAUAUUCCCGCUCACAUACACUCAUUUGAGAUUGACGGACUUACUCCCGAUAAAUAUUACAAGUUCCGUAUAGCGGCAGUGUAUUCAAACCAAGAUAACAAACUUGGGAGGAGUAGUGGCAAGUUCUAUUUACAACGUGGCGGCUUUCAGAGCCCCCGAGCUCCGGUCCUCGAUAAAGCUAUUGCAUUGUCACCUCACAGCAUCCAAAUCAAUUGGACGUGGGCGGCGCACGGGCAGGGCGUGCAGGCGGAGGGCUUCUACGUGUACUACCGCGCGGUGUCGUCGGCCGGCGCCUACGAGAAGGUGACGGCGCGCGGCGCGGCGCGCGGCCUGCAGCUGGCGCACCUGGCGCCCGACACCGCCUACGAGCUCAAGCUGCAGGCCUACUCGGCGCAGGCGCCCUCCGACUUCAGCGCGAUCCUGAUCGCGAAGACGCAGCGAGCCGUGGGCGCGGCGAGCAGCACGGAGUCGGCGCCCAAGGAGGAGGAGCGCGGGCCGCCCGCGCUGGUGACGGCGGGCGGCGCGGCGGGCGUGGCGGCGCUGCUGCUGCUGCUCGCCGUCACGCUGCUGCUGUGCCGGCGCGCGCGCCGCCCCACGCCCAAAGAGAAAGGCUCGCCGGAGGGCGGUGCUAACGGCUACCUUCCAGCGAAAGUGCCCAUCACCAUUACAGCUAACCCUAUGCAUGGAGAGGGCGGUGAUGGUGGAGUAGAAAUGUCGUUCAUUCACAACAACAAUUGCGGCAACACUACCAGUAGCGACGAUACUUUACCACAUCCAAGGAAAAAUGGACCUUCAACAAGGCAGUAUGUGUAAAUCAAGCUCAAUCAAAAGUGGACUAUAAAUAUUAUAAAAAGAACUGGCAAUUAAUUGACAGUGGCUAGAUUAAUAAUUCUACCAUUUUGGUAGUUUUACACUCAUAUCUUCAAAAUUCUAUUGUGAUAAUUAUCGCGUGAAGUGCGUGGACUCUUGACAGUACAAAAAUAUAUUUAUUGCUUCUUUAGUGUAUGUUUUACGUGAGAUGUGUGGAUUCGGUGUUUUGGCAUUUACUUGCUUUUAUUAGAUUUUAGUGAAUAUUUAGAAUAAAUUAUAUUUAAGGUUUAGGAUUGAGUCUUUGAAUACUGAACCGAACGGUGUAAAAAUUUCUGUGUGUAUUUUUUAAAUCAAGUGGCCUUAUUUUUGAACGAGUAGACUGUUAUCAUUACUAAAAGUUUGUAUUUUUUUUUAAUAUUUUUUUCAAUGCUGGCAAUUUUCUGUAUUUUUCUUUUAAAUAACAAAACAAACAACAUCUUUUGCAUAAAUCACUCAGUGGAGUAUCAUAGAAUUGUUCAAUUUUGUAAUAAUAUUUACUACUACACGAUACAUUAACAGUAUUACCAGUAAUACGGUAACAUUAACAGUUACCAAUAGUUACUUUAUAAUCGCCCUCCAUUUUUUUUAUUGAUGUAAUUGCAAAGGUGUAAAAAGUCAAAGGCCACUUCUGAACGAAUCAUCAAUUUUAAUUUUGUAUAAGCGCUUAUUAACUGUAAAGGUCUGAUUACACUCUUAAGUUGCAUUCCCAUUUAUAUAUAGGUUUAAAAUAGUAUUUUUGUGGAACAUCUCCAUUUAUGAUGCGAUAAAAUGACACCAAUAGUGCUGAUUUAUUUAUUAUAUAAGGUAAUGUAAAUUUUAUAAUACGAAGAUUGCCAUUUAAAAAACGGUUAUUUUUUACUCUGGUAUCAUUGUCAUUUAUGUCAUUUAUUUAGAAACUAUUACGCAAUAUGAAGUUAUUUUAAUUAUGUUAAAUGAAUUGUAAAAUUCUGAAUAGGUUGCUAAUAUUAUAAGACAGAACAAACAUAAAAUGUGAUGUGUGUGAUUUAAUUCAAUUAGCGCUUCGUUAAAACGUUACGUAUUAUUAUUAUUGGAUAAAACUCGUUCUAAUUUUAAAAGUUUUCGAAUUGAACAUUUUCCGAUAAAGUAAGUCUACGGAUUUAAAUCUUAUACAAAAUGAGAUGACUAGUAUCAUGCUCUUUUAUAUAUGCUAUAUUUGACUGAAUAUUUGGCGUCGUACUUAAAAUACUAUUGACGUAAAUAACACGAGCAAGAUUAUACGAUUUCCGUCAGUUUUUUAUUUAUGUAGGUUUAAUUUAUUUUAUAAAUCAAAUAAAUUAUCUUUUUUAUGGUUGUGAGAUUGGAUUUAUUUACAGUGACCGACUGUCGUAUUUUCGUUUUAUUUUUACGAUAUAAAAAAGCGCGAUGAAAAACAUUGUAGUUACAUUUUAUAUAAAUACUUUUUGCUUCGUCCAUAUCACUGAAGUGCCGUUUUAAUUUAAAUUUUUUAUUAACUUUAUUCGGUUUGAAUAGGGGUGAUACUGCCAUAGAUAAUAAACUUAAUUAAAAAAAUAUUUUUAGAAUGGCAAUGAUUUAUAUAAAACUCUUCUACAUUAAUGUCAUACACACGUAAUUAAUAUUUGUUACGAAAAUUAUUGAUUAGUUCUUUCAUAUCGAUCACUUUUUACUUUAUUAACUAUAUUGAUGUAAAUUAUUAAUAUCUUAUGAUAUUAAUGUUAUUUUAUAUGAUAUUGUAAUGCAAGUUAUAAUUAGUAAAAAAAAAUUUGUAUUAAACCGGUAAUAGUGUUUUUUCCAACGAGCUGUUACAAGCUGAUAUCGCUCGUCGUAAAUUAUUUUUUAAGAGUCACAGACUAUAUAAACUAAUUGUAUGUUUUUUGUGUAAAAUAAUAUUAUAAUAGACUUUUUAUGUUAAAAAUUGUGAAACGAUUUAUCGACUGUAUGAAACGUCAUCAGACUGAAACUUUUUGUAAACAAAAUAAAUCUAAAUUAUGAAACAAAA
Molecule: messenger RNA, 4538 nt
Organism: Nymphalis io (European peacock)
Lineage: Eukaryota; Metazoa; Arthropoda; Insecta; Lepidoptera; Nymphalidae
Gene: boi
Product: interference hedgehog-like
Exons: 16
Coding region: 251-2524 (757 amino acids)
Biological process (GO): axon guidance; nervous system development; cell-cell adhesion
Cellular component (GO): axon; plasma membrane
Molecular function (GO): protein binding
Source: RefSeq, a predicted model, not a curated record